Molecule: messenger RNA, 2797 nt
Organism: Phycodurus eques (leafy seadragon)
Lineage: Eukaryota; Metazoa; Chordata; Actinopteri; Syngnathiformes; Syngnathidae
Gene: ppp1r1b
Product: protein phosphatase 1, regulatory (inhibitor) subunit 1B
Exons: 5
Coding region: 263-841 (192 amino acids)
Biological process (GO): intracellular signal transduction
Cellular component (GO): cytoplasm
Molecular function (GO): protein phosphatase inhibitor activity
Source: RefSeq, a predicted model, not a curated record
CUAACUCUCUGUAAUUUUCUCCUCCCCCUUGUAGGCCUCCCCUUGGUCCCUCCUUCCCUCAGCAUUCAGCCUCAUGUGAGGACGGAGUGCUGCUGUUUCUGCUUCUGCUGCUGCUGCACAGAUUGAGCGGACAGCAGGAACCACAGCGGACUUUUGAGGAACUGGUGGAGUUCUCUCGUCUGCACGCUUUGCUCCAGGGAGGCGAUUCUUGAGGAUCAGCAGGGCCUCCGGGAAGGUUGCACUGAUCCCAUUUUGCGGCCCCAUGACCCAGGAGCAGGGAGCCAUGGAGCCUUCCGUGUCAACCGAGGUGGAGCCAAAAGAGCGGCGGAAAAUCCAGUUCGCCGUCCCGGCCUCGGCGGCCACCAACCUGGACCCCCGGCAAGUUGAGAUGAUUCGGCGAAGGAGGCCGACGCCCGCCACCCUCUUCAGAGUAGCCGACCAGGCGUCGCCCGAGGAUGACCAGUCCAGCCAUCAGGUAAAGUGGGUCGUCGGGGAGAACGGCGUCCUCAAACCAAAGCGAGUUAAUCCAAAUGUGUACCAGCCGCCAUCACUCAAAGCUGUGCAGAAGAUGGCCGAGGCACACAUGCAGAACUUUGGCGUCCGCCCUCCUCUGGAGGACCCUCACGAGGGCGAGGAGGAUGACGACCUCGAAAAAGCUGCUGACCACCAGGAGAUGGGGACCAGCGACCCGUCAGAAGUGGCUCCCGGCGCUCAGGAGACGGAUAAGCUGAUCCAAGCAUUGCACGUGGAGGAGGAAGAGGAGGAGGAGGAGGGGGAGGUGGGUGAAGGUAGAGAAGGCCGGGGGACGACGGAGGAGAACAAAUCGUUGGGGAGUAACUGAGGAAAUACACAUUUGAUAUCAACUAACAGGACUGCACAGUUCACUUGCCUCCCUUUUGCUUCUGAAACCGACGUCAGUGUGACUUCAUGAAGAGCAGUCUAAACAUUAACCUUUUAGCUACCGACACUAAAGUCACAUCCUUGCACAGAAACAAAGCCGUUAAAUAUGCGCUGGGAUGUCCCAUUGCAAAACGACACCUGUUUUGAGUACUGUGGAACCUCUAACAUAAUCUAUGUGUGUGGUUUUUGAAACCGUCUUUCCCCAUUGUAAGUAAAGAAAACGGAAUUCAUAUGUUCCAAGGGCCGUACCCAUUCAUGCAUCAUUCGUUCUUGCCACGUUAAGUUGGCAAUCGAACUAGAAAAACAAUUAUUUUUAAAAAACAUUUUUUAAUUCAUUCCCUGCUGUGGACAUUUAUAUUUGUCAAUUGGAAUCCAAACGUUUACUGCCACCGGCAUAUACUCGGCAAGUACGUUUUUCAAUGGGUUGGUAUGGAAGAUCUCGCCCUGCUUGUCUGCGAGAUUCAGGUGCCUAAACAACUGUAAAGAAUAACAGAUCCGUGUAGAUGGCGGUGUUGCAUCGCUUUGAAUUUGAGAUCAGCACUGCUUUUGAGUAGAAGACAAAGAUUAGACGGUGAAUCACAGCUUGUCACGUCAAUUAUGAGGGAGAGAAAUGCCAACACGGAAGUCGGACAACUUUAGGCACCUCACACUCGAACAGAGUACGUGUGGUAUACACAGAGUACGUGCCACGGUUGGUAUUAGAAAGUGUGUGUCGCGAUCGUGAGCAAGGACAGCACAGUUAAUGGAGUCAAUGACAAAUAUAGAUAUAAUACAGACAGUUCCUGGCUUAUUAUACAAUGGUUGAAAAAAGAAAGAACAUUUCAGUGAUUUGCCCCAAGUAGUCCACGCGUUGUGUUCCGUGUAAACAGGAAUGAGUUCAUGCGAUUGAACAGACAAACUGUUGCCGAAAGCAAUUGUCUUGUCUUCCUGUUUUGCAUUUUUGAUGUAAUCCUAAAAUUUUAAUUAGAUUUAAAAAAAAAAAAGACUCAUUUUUAUUUUUUUUUUUAUUUUCAAUUGCUAAUUGAAAAUGGAAACGCAGAUUCCAACUGUCACCACCAGGAAGUGUUUUUAGUCACAUUUAAGCAUCUUAACAGUCAUACAAGUAUCCAGCACCCCCCGCCCCCCUCGCCCCACCCUGGCUAAUUUGGACAUAUUCUAAACUCUCGCAAGGUUUGUUGCCUAUAGAGGUUCCACUGUACAGUAUUUUCAAACAUUGGCCUUUUCCACCACUUAAUAUGCAUAUACCACCAUCUAGUGGCUACCAGUAAUGACAAAUUAUCAGCUGCAAUUGUAUCCAUUCUUAUUUUUAAUGAAAACAUUUCAAACAAAGAAAAAUAUCAAACGAAAGAAACACUGUGUUUUCAGUAACACACCAAAAAUGUGUAACAUUAGCACGGCGAGUGUUCAGUUGUUUGGUUUUUGGUAAUGGACCUUUAAAGGGCGAAGCUACCUCGCAUGUUCUCCAAGCCGAUAUCACGUCACCAAAUCUUUUGGUUCCUUUUCUACUCAUCUUUUUAACGCCACCAGACAGGUUUGCGAUUGAACGGAUCAUAGAAACAGUCACCAUGGUUACCAUUUGACUGAGAUUUUCAACAAAACUCCCCUUCACACCUUUGCGCUGCUGUUUGUAAAAAAAAAAAUAAUAAUAUAAAAAAAACACAACUUUUGAACAAUCUAAUGACUGGAUGAUGAGGAAGUCAUGUAUUUAGACUUUGAUUUCCUCCUACUUACUUUCUCCUCAUCCUCUUCCUUUUUCUCCGGUCCAAGGGAUGUCUGAGCUCACCCCUCUUUAUUUUGAUUGUUUUCCAUUGAUUCGUUUUUAAAUGUGAUUGCUGGUGGUUGUUUUUAAGUGACCAAGUGUAAAAAACAAUGUCAGAGUAAAACACUUUUUCCCUUA